AUGACCAACAAGCAACCAGAAGCGAAUAUAUAUGCUCAUGCAUCUUUUGACCUUACAGCGCUUUUGUCGAUCGCAAGGGCUAUCCGACAAAAGAAUUGUACUUGUGACGAAUCACAACGUCCAAAGAGUGGCAGUUUAAACUGGGCCAUCUUCGUUGUCUUUGAGGACGGGGUUGAAUGGGUUUUCCGGUCACCGCGGAAAGCUUUCGGUCUAGAAGCGCGUACUGCGACCGAAGCACUUUUGAGUGAAGUGGCAACACUUGAAUACCUUGCAAAGAUCGGUUGUAUACCUAUCCCAAGGGUAUUUUCAUACUGUUCAACCGGCAAAAAUGAUAUUGGGAUUCCGUAUAUCUUGAUGGGCAAGGCCACAGGUGUGCCUCUUAGCACCUACAAGUGGGACGACGAUAAGAUUCACUCAACUGGCCCGGACUGUGAACAGGAUCCAGCAGUUUUAACCUUUUCUCAAAAGGCAAAGAUUGUGAAGCAACUGGGAGAAAUCCAGGCGCAUUUGUCCAACGUGCGUUUUGAUAAAGUUGGUUCUCUCUUUCUGAAAAAUGGAGAAUUCGUAAUAGAGAAAUGCCUUUACCCCUCCUUAGUCUGGCAGGGUCGAGAUGAGUUUGACGAGCAGGAUAUCCCGCGGGGACCUUUCACUGACGCCAAGUCUUUUUAUGUGGCCUUAAUACGUGAGCUCUUCGCUCACGCGAAAGAACUUCCUAUGGAACAUCAUCUCUUCCAUGGCCCAGUGCCUGUUCCACAAGAGUACGACAACUUCCAAGAAUAUAGGACCGCCACAGAUCGAUGGAAUGAUUAUGUCGUUAUAGGAUUAAAAACCGAAAGUACCCAGAACAGGCUUGAUUAUGCCCUAGUAGGGAUGUCUCUCGAGGACAAUGUGCCUUUACUGGUUGAAAAGGGCAACGACAUCAAAUGUGACGGCUUUCCGUUGUGCCAUCCGGAUCUCAGCUGCCAAAAUAUAUUUGUCGAUGACGAACUUAAUAUAAUAUGCAUUAUCGACUGGGCUUUUGCGUCCUCUGUUCCACCAUCCAUGCUUCUCGUCUGUCCUGGCCUACCCCAUCCCCGUGAUCGCAUUCAGCCAUGCCUUACGAAGUAUUUCGCCGAGGGCUUUAUUGCUGCUAAGGGGUACGAUGGCGAGAAGGAUCUCCAUUUCUCAGACAGUAGCAUCUUCUGGACAUUCGUCCGUCUGGUUAAUUUAGACGGGCUCCAAGAUCAUGUUUACUUCUCCGAAUUCAUGCGUUCAUGCAUUGGCCAGGAAGUCCCUCCUUAUAUUCGCAAACUGAGAGAUCGAGGGGAGUUCAAAGAAUUUGAGACAAUACUUUUGGCUUAUGAGAUAGACGGGGAAGGCCCCAGUAAGGACGAAAAGAACUAUUUCUCGUGUGUUGGUCAUGAACGAUUCACGUUAUCACAACAUCUCACAGUGAUGAAAAAAAUCGAUCGAGAUUUCGUUGCUGAUAAGCGGCUCUGGAAAUGGAUGGCGCAACAUCUGAAAGAGAGAGAUGUAUAUAUGUAUCCUACGAAUGAAGAUGAGAAAAGAGGAAGAAAACGGAAGAUCAAUGAGGCCUUGUAA
Molecule: messenger RNA, 1581 nt
Organism: Aspergillus oryzae RIB40
Lineage: Eukaryota; Fungi; Ascomycota; Eurotiomycetes; Eurotiales; Aspergillaceae
Exons: 2
Coding region: 1-1581 (526 amino acids)
Source: RefSeq, a predicted model, not a curated record